Engraulis encrasicolus (European anchovy) is the source of this 4587-nucleotide messenger RNA. RefSeq names its product histone-lysine N-methyltransferase PRDM9-like. Bases 105 to 2837 code for a protein of 910 amino acids. The transcript is spliced from 6 exons. Lineage: Eukaryota; Metazoa; Chordata; Actinopteri; Clupeiformes; Engraulidae. Gene Ontology annotation, biological process: regulation of transcription by RNA polymerase II. The record is from RefSeq and is a predicted model, not a curated record. Gene Ontology annotation, molecular function: histone methyltransferase activity; protein binding; DNA-binding transcription factor activity, RNA polymerase II-specific. Gene Ontology annotation, cellular component: nucleus.
ACCCACAGAUCUGCUAGCAGCACCUUGCCAUCAUUAUCUUUGAUGAUAACUUUUUGUCAGUAGGCCCGUCAGCAUUGAUAACUUUUAUGGAUAACUGAUGAAAAAUGGCAACUAGUUCAGGAGAGAACAUGGUUGAAAUGCGGGAGGAUGCAUCAGGGUCGUUUUCAGCAGAGACUAUAGAAGAGUCGGCAGAGGGCAGCGAAAACUAUGAUCACUAUUACUGUGAAAAAUGCAAGUACUCCUUCAAGACACAGUGUGAUGUUCAUGGCCCCCCAAUAUUUGCUCUUGACCACAUCACUCCUGUCGGGACACCUCAGAGGCCUCUCCUUACCUUACCGUCCGACCUGGUUGUCGGAUGGUCCAGGGCCAGAAAGGGCUGCCUGGGUGUCUAUAAUAUGGGCACAGUGGUUCCGGUUGGUACACACUUUGGACCGUACGAUGGCGAAGUGGUGUCUGAGGAAGAGGCAUUGCAUAGUGCCUACUCAUGGGUGAUCUGCAAUGGGAAAGGCUCUUGUGUUUUCAUUGAUGCAACGAGGGACACCCGCGCAAACUGGAUGAGAUUUGUGACGUGUUCCCGUAACAGCCAUGAGCAGAAUGUGGUUGCGUAUCAGCAGGGGGGUCGCUUGCUUUUCCGCUGCUGCACCGCCAUCAAGCGAGGCCAGGAGCUGCUGGUGUGGUAUGCAGAUGACUAUGCCAAGGGUCUGGGGCUCACCUGGGACCAGCUAUGGGACUACAAGUGCUCCACAAACACUGAUCCUGGUUUGUCUCAGAUGCUCAGCUGUCCCUACUGCAGAUUCACCUUUCCUGAAAGAACAUACCUGCAGAGACACGUCAUGCGCUCGCAUGCAGAGCAGUACCAGAACUUCAUGGAGACGGCCUUCCACAAGUACGAGGAGGACGAACACCCCGUGAACCCAAACACUCUCUUCCUGGGCCCGGAUGGGCUGCCUAGUGAUCACGGACACAUAUGUUCCCGAUGUGGGAGGAGCUUUGCGCGGGCCUAUCACCUGAAGCGGCACGAGGAGGCCGUCCACUCUCCAGACAAGAUGGUGUCCUGGGCGCGGAGACGGGGACCGAAGAGCCAGAGGAAGGCCUCCAACCCCCGCAGGCACAAGCAGAGCCCUGACAAGGAGGACGGAGAGUGGCUCAUGGAGGAGGGGGAGGGGGAGGAGGAGGACUACGACGAGGGAGAGGAGGCUGAUGGGAAGAGGAUGCAGACUGAGUUGGAGGAGCUCUCCUGCUCCAGGUGCUCCAUAGACUUCAGUACUCCGCAAGAAACGCAGGAGCACAUGGAGCAGCAUCACCCACAGAGCACUGACCCGUCAGACCCAAUGUAUCAACCCCCCACUCGCAAGAGCAGACUGGGUAGACCGGGGCUCGGGUUUGCCUCCCUGAAGAGAGGAAGGGGGCGGCCACGCUCCGCAAAGCGAGUCUCCAUGGUCGUGCCCAAACACAAGCGGCCACGCAAGAUCCUGCAAGACAACGGUGCGCUGCAGCCUCCUGCCGAGGGAGAUGUGUUUUUGAUGAACAGAGGCGAUGUGGUGGUGGUGUCGGUCGACGGCGCCCCCUUGCCGGCAGAAUCCGAGCCCGGCGUUCAAGCGGCAGAAGAGCCCACCACCUGUGGCGGGUGCCAGCGCGCGUUCGGCGACCUGGACUCGCUGCAGUCGCACCUGUGCGCGCCCGACGCCGAGGCCGGCGGCCUGAUGUACAGCUGCGGCGAGUGCCAGUUGCACUUCAACCAGGCGUCCAACCUGCGGCGCCACCAGCGCUCGGUGCACUCCCUGCUCAAGCCCUACUGCUGCUUCCCUUGCGGCAAGUUCUACACGCAGGCCAGCGGGCUGAGCCGCCACCUGGAGGGCCGCCAGCACAAGAGGAACAGGAGCCGCGCCGCCGCCACUGGGGCCCGGGCUGGGACCGUGGUCGGAGCCGUGGUCGGAGCCGGGGCCGUGGUGGGAACCGGGUCUAUGGGUGGAACUGGGGCCGCGAUGGGAACCGGGGCUGUGGUUGGAGCUGAGGCCGUGGGUGGAGCAGCGGUUGGAGCUGAGCCCGUGGUUGGAGACGGGGCCAAAGGGAAAGACAACGGCGAAGGCGACGGCAACGGCGGCGUUGCUGUACCGGAAGUGGCCAACAUCUACUCCUGCAACUACUGCCAGUUCUCCUUCACCGCCUCGCGCUACCUGGUCAAGCACGUCAAGCGCCACCACCCCACCGAGUUCGUCCAGGCCCUGGACGGGGGAAAUAGAGGAGGAGGAGGAGGGAGUGGGUUGGUGGACGGAGACCGGGACGGAGAUGAAGACGGGGAUGGGGAUGACGGGGAUGGCUUCACGCAGAUCUGCCCGCAGUGCGACAAGACCUUCACCAGCAUGAAGCGCUUCAAGUCGCACCGCUGUUUCCGGCACGGCGAGCGCGUCUUCUCCUGCCCCAUCUGCUGCAAGGGCUUCGGCAGCUUCUACGGCCUGCAGCAGCACCAGCGCACCCACACGGGCGAGCGCCCGUACCCGUGCCCGCAGUGCAGCAAGAGCUUCGCCGUGAGCGGCCAGCUGGCCGUGCACCUGCGCACGCACACGGGCGAGCGCCCGUACCUGUGCGCGCAGUGCGGCGAGAGCUUCCGGCAGUCUGGGGACCUGAAGCGUCACGAGCAGAAGCACAUGGGCGUGCGGCCACACCCGUGCCCGCAGUGCAGCAAGAGCUUCAGCCGGCCGCAGAGCCUGCGCGCCCACCUGCAGACGCACAGCGGCCAGCGGCUCUUCCACUGCACGCACUGCAACAAGUCCUUCACGCGAGGCUACCACCUCACGCGGCACUACCACAAGAUGCACUCGGCAUUAAUGUCAUAAGAUGUUCUCGGCAUGACCGCUAUCAUCACGGAACGGAGUAGGUUGAGGCCCGGACAUCCCAUCUAAAUGUCUGGCCCCGGGAGCAGGACGACCAGAUAAAAAAAAGAAACAAAUUCUGCUUCAACCAAGAUUUUUCUGCUCCCUCCUUUUAGUUUUUUGAGGGUUUUUAAACUUUAUUUAGACAGGACAGUGAAGAGUGGGACAGGAAAUGAGUGGGAGAGAGAGACGGGGAAUUAUCCGGAAAUGACCCGGGUCGGGAAUCGAACCCGGGUCGCCCGUGUAGCAGUCCAGUGCCCAGCCGACUAAGCAACGGAUGGGCCUGCUCCCCCUUUAAAAUUGAUUUUUGAUUUUUUUUUACCAGCUCACAUGCGACUACCACAAGUUGCACUGAGAGCCACAAAGCCUUAGCCAUACUGGUACUUCAUCCACCCGUUAUCACAACCACAAGAUGGAUCCUCUUGUAGUGCCAAAAUGGUCUUCACUCUGGGGUAAAACCCAACGCGGCACUACCACAAGAUGGUGGCAGCACACCACUCAUCAUAGACUGACAGAGAACAGCAAUGCCUUAGCUACACUGGUACUGUCUCCACCCACCAUCAACACAUGAAUCGCAAGGUGAACUUGUGACAGUGCGAAAAGGUAGCCAUGUGGGACUACAACUUUUGACAUGCAUAGUUAUCAUUAGCCAUCAUCGCUUCAUGGGACACUCAUGAGUACUGUAGUAGGGGAAAGACUACACACCUGUCCAUUUUACCCCCCCUGGGAGCUGGGAAUCUAGCAACAAAGUAAGACACUUGUCUGUCGCACUCGUCAUAACUUAUAUAUGCGUAGAAUCUUUGUAGUGCCGAGGGUAUGUUUCAGUAGUUCGUAACCAUGGCAAGAACUUAACCAGGAAAGAACUUUCAAAACUGAAUUUGAAGGAAAGCCAUCAAUACCCAGCUACUUGUUGAGAAGAAUGAUUUUACUUUUCAUACGUUUGACUGUGUAUUCAUUUUCAUGAUUAGAGACAGUGAUGCAGAAGGUACACAAGAUGCAGUCCUGCAGGAUCAAUCAAAGUGGGAUACAGUGACCCUCUGCCAGGACCACCGGAUAUGCAUUUAUAAUGAACAAGUUGAUGGCAAUGUCUGUAGCCAUCACAGUGUGAGUCAUUUAGAUUCUGUUAUGCAAAUCUCAGUUACUACAUUAAUUACAUUGCAUACAUUAAUUUGGUUAUAUUUGCACUGUGUACAGUAUUUUUAUUUGUUUCUGUUGUUGAAAGAGGAUUUUUUUUACAUGUGGCUUGAAGGAUGAAGAUUCCGACAAUCACAGGACAGGGCUGUCAACCCUGUAGGAUGUCCUGCAUUGAGCACAGCGGGGGUAUACUAAGAACAUGGUUAAGUGGUAGACCAGGCUCACCUCACCUACGGGAAGUGGUACAUCUGCUAAUAGAUAUACCUGCAGGCCUCAUUUAGUUUAGAAAAUGAGGAGUUCAGGCUCUUCUAUUAGAUGAUUUACCGGUAGGUUAACAUCACCUGCUUUACUACUGAACCAGCUUCUUCGUAUACCCCCAAGGACCUGAAGUGAAUUGACUCUCAAAUUAAUUUCUGAGUAGGAUAUAGAAUUUAAAGUGUUUGCAUGCAUGAUUUCAUUAUGUUACAUUUCAUUGUGUAUAUUCAUUCAUUCAUUCAUUCAUUAUAUUCCCUAUGUUUUCAUUCAUAUGCUUAAUGGAAUUCUUGUUAUCUAGUAAUAAAUUGUGGAAAAAGAAUGCAGA